Molecule: messenger RNA, 492 nt
Organism: Dibothriocephalus latus
Lineage: Eukaryota; Metazoa; Platyhelminthes; Cestoda; Diphyllobothriidea; Diphyllobothriidae
Source: the annotation of a GenBank genome assembly
AUGCCAGCUACAAGCCUUGCCUCAAUGAAACCUGUUCUGAGCACGGGGUUUGCAAGCCCUCGCCUGAAAAUGCAGAGGGUUUUGAAUAAACUGAUAAUCUCAAUAUCAAGUUCUAUUGCCGUCGUGGUCUGUUUGGUGGUGGUCGUUCUUGUGGCAAUCCUCGUAGGCAAAAAGGUCUGCGGAAGGAAACGGCUUUCCCAGCAUGGAUUUAUUUACUCUGCUAAUGACGGGGAAAAACAAAUGACAAUGGCGAUUGGUGAUGACCAUCCAAACUCUGGUCGAAACUCCCCGCAUGAGUAUGCAGACAUCUACAAUCCUGGUGAACACCUCAAUGACGAGGACCGAAGUAGUGUGGAUUAUCUUACGCCCUGUUACCGUCCCGGGCAAACGGCGGACGCGGAAUCUCCUUUCACCUCCGCCCCAGAGGAGCCUAGGGGAGGCAACGCAGCAAAUGAAUACACCCUGGUUGUUUCUGAUGAUACUGCAAGCUGA